AUGGGCACCAAAUCAUUUCGUUCAUAUUUUAUUUUCUUAUUUUAUUUAAUUAUUUUUAAUAAUUAUAUAAAUGCUGAUCAACAUAAAAUUAUUCUUAAUAGUUUAUUUACACAAUCAUCUUAUCCAUCAAUUAAUUUUGCACUUAAACAAAUUACAUCAUUACAAAUCGAUAUUACAUUUGAACUUAAUACAACAGAAAAUGUUAUUAUUCCUUGUGAUGUUGGUACAACUGUAAAAAUACUUUUUAACAUAAUUAAUAAAACAAAUUUAUUAAAUGUUUUACUAAGUGAUGCUUGUCAAAAUGUACUUAGUUAUAUAGCUGAAGCAGCAACUUAUUUUCAUAUACCAGUUUUUUCAUUUACUGAAAGUGAUUUAUCUUUAUCAUCUAUUGAUCGUUAUCCAUUUUUUAAUCAUAUUAUACCAUCAGAUCGUGAUCAUAAUUUAGUACGUAAACAACUUUUACAAUAUUUUAAUUGGACACGAUUUGGAUUAAUUUAUCAACAUGGAUCAAAAUAUACAUUGGUAGCUAAUGAUUUAUCCAAUCUAACUGCUACUGAUAAAAAACAAUGGGAAGUUAAUUUAACACGUGGUAUAGCUUAUCGUCAUGGAUUAGAAUGGCAUGAUGAUAAUGUCAAAAAUAUAAAAGGAUUACUCAAUGAUUUUAAAGCGAGAGAUGUUCGAAUUAUUAUUGCAAAUUUUAAUCAAACAAUUGCAACUCAUAUGUUUUGUCAUGCUGCAAAAGAACAUAUUUAUGGAUCACGCUAUCAAUGGAUUAUACUUGGUUAUCCAUCAUUUUUAUCAUGGUGGAAUGAACAAACUGAUUGUUCAAUACAAGAAUUAAUUCGAGCAAUUAAUGGAACUUUACAAACACGCAUACCACAUUUAUCUAUUUAUGAUAUAAAUGAACAACCAAGUUAUGUAUUGGAUUAUUUAGAACAAUUUUCUAAUUUAGAAAGAAAUUAUUUUGAUGCUUAUGCAUAUGAUACAAUAUGGAGUUUAGCAUAUCUUUAUCAAUCGAACAUUUUAUCUAAUCAAACAAAUAUUAAAACUAUUGUAGAUAAUAUUGAUUUUAAUGGUGCUACAGGAAGAGUCAGGUAUUUGAAUGGUCGACGAGUUGGUGAAAUACUUGUUGAACAAUAUGUUGUUUGUCGAAUGAUGAAUGAUGGUUCAUGUAAAAUUCCGUGUUAUGAAAAAGAUAAAGAUUGUAAUUUAACGGUUGUGAAAGUAUUUCUUGCUAAAAAUUCAGAUUCAAAAUAUGAUCCACCAAGUUUAUAUGAAUUUAAUCCAAUAAUGUGGCAUGGUUUGUAUGAAUUAAAAUUUUUUCUGAAAUAGAGAAGAAGUUUUUUUUUU
Molecule: messenger RNA, 1350 nt
Organism: Rotaria sordida
Lineage: Eukaryota; Metazoa; Rotifera; Eurotatoria; Philodinida; Philodinidae
Source: the annotation of a GenBank genome assembly